UUUAACGAUUACUUUGGCACUUGGUGCUGAACGUACUCGUAGUGAGUUCAUGCCUCUUUUGACAGAGAAAAUUUAUGAUAGAGAUGAAGUUUUAUUGGCAGUCACCACUUGUAGUUGGACCUGAUCAUGUCUAUUGUUUAUUGUUUUUUUAUCCUAAAGAUAGUAUUAGGUACAGUUAUCAGAAGCUCAAAAUGAAAGCAAGUUGUGAAAAAAAAAAAUAUUUUGAUCUUCUCAACUCUCAAGCAUAUCCUCUUACAGAAGAAACUGAUCGAAAGCUAGUAUAUCUUUUUGAACAAUUACCUUUAGAGGUUAACAAAUCAAACAAUGUAUCAUCUAAUAGAAAAAGCGGAAAUGAAGUAUCAGUUUCCAGUUGUGCAGAAGUUGAAGCAGGUCAUGCUGUGCUUGAUAAUAAUAAUGACGAUAAAGCAAUUGUAAGAGUUAUUGUCAAAAUCUUUUUAAAAUGCUGGGGAAUGUGCCAAGUCGAUAACCAGAUUUUUAUGGACAGAUGAGGAAUUGGGCUGGCAAGAUAUAUAACCCGCUAAUAACCCACGAAGAAUCAUUGGCGGUUACAAUAU
This is a messenger RNA of Aphidius gifuensis, 575 nucleotides long. RefSeq lists its product as uncharacterized. Bases 75 to 509 code for a protein of 144 amino acids. The transcript is spliced from 5 exons. The record is from RefSeq and is a predicted model, not a curated record. Lineage: Eukaryota; Metazoa; Arthropoda; Insecta; Hymenoptera; Braconidae.